CAGAAAGCCAAGUGUUGACACCCAAAGAUGGCGGGAAACACCAACACUCCCAGCAAGCCAAAAGUGGGGAUGCUGGCUCCCCCCGCGGACUUCCCCUUCCCUUUCCCGGCCUAUGACAUCCAGAAGGACUUCAUGAGGAACCUGUUCCAGUCGCUAGAGGAGGAGAGGCUGGGGAUCUUCGAGAGUCCCACAGGAACGGGAAAAUCUCUGAGUCUUAUUUGCGGUGCUUUGACUUGGCUUAGGGACCACAACACCCAUUAUAAGGCAGAGCUACAGAGGAAAAUAGAGGAGGGCUCAGCCACUGUUGAUGACAAUGACCCUGACUGGUUCUCAGCCACAACCAAGAGAAUUGAGGAGCAGGAGGAGGUCAGGAAGUAUCGAGUAGAGUUAUUAGCUCUGCAGAAGCAAGAGGAAAGGGUUAAGGCCCUCAAAGAACGGCGACAAGUGAUCAAGAGAUCCAAAAUAAAAAAAAUAGACGAUGACUUCGAUGAACUCUUCAGAGACUUGCACCAAGUGAGCGAAGAAGUGCGGCGUGAGCUUAGUGCCAUUGGAGGAGUGGAACCCAUGUCAGCUGAAGAGAGUGAAUGGUUGCUCGAUGAUUAUCACAGUGAUGCUGAGGGGGAAAAUAAGUACAAAAAAAACAAGGAAGAGGAGGAGGAAGAAAAAGGUUGUUUAAAGAUAUACUUCUGUAGUCGCACACACUCCCAACUGUCGCAGUUUGUACGUGAGGUUCAGAAAACUGUGUUUGGGGAAGAUACACGUGUUGUCUCCCUGGCAUCAAGGCAGAAUUUGUGCAUUAAUGAGGCUGUCAGCAAGCUCAAUAACAUGUCCCUUAUUAAUGACAGAUGUCUAGAACUACAGAAAGGCAAAAAAGGUCAGGCCACAAAAUGCGAAAAUGAUGGUACGGUUAGCAAAAAGAAAAAGUCUUCUGCUGGAUGUCCCUAUUACAAACAGACAGCAGUGGAUGGUCUCGCUGAUCAGCUCUUACUCGAGGUACAAGACAUAGAGCAAAUGGUGGGACUAGGACGCAAGACAAAGGGAUGCCCAUAUUAUGCUUCCAGAUAUGCUGUCAAAGAUGCCCAGCUGGUUGUUCUGCCAUACAACACCCUCCUGCACAAGGGUACACGAGAAGCCUGCCAGAUACGCUUAAAGGGUAAUAUCGUUAUUGUAGAUGAAGCUCAUAACCUUCUGGAAACUAUCGCCAACAUCCACUCAGUUUACAUCAGCCAUGGGCAGUUAUCUGGAGCACGUGCACAGCUAAGCCAGUAUUUGGUACGUUACAGCAAAAGGCUUUCUCCAAAGAACUUGUUGUACAUCAAGCAGAUUCAUUUCUUCAUUAAUGCUCUAAUGAAACUUCUUAGUGGAGGUACACAAAGUAUUGGUGCUAUGAACACCAACAGCAACAAAGGGCCAGCUGCUGGCAACCAAAGCUCCAGUUCUCGCAUGCUUACAGUGCCAGUCUUUUUGGCUGAGACUCUCACUGACAAUUUGAACAUCUUCAAACUUAUACAAUACAUUGAACAGAGCAAGAUUGCCCACAAGCUACACUCGUUUAGCCAGAAGUUUGAAGGGACUGUAAAAGUUCACAAAGUGCAAAAGCAGUCUUCAUCGACCUCAGCCUUUCUUGCAAAAAUGGCUAGUCAAAAAAAUAAUAACAGUCCAAAAGAGAACCAGCAGCCAGAAACUCCCAAGACAGAAAAACAAGUGAAGCAAGAGGAAGAGGAGGAGGAGGAGGUGGUGAUGGGGUCACCGCUUAUGCAGAUCACAGAAUUCCUGAGAGCUCUCCUCCAGGCCAGUGAGGAUGGACGUAUCAUUGUCACUAUGGGAUUGACUGCCCGGAAGUCGUCCUUGAAGUAUCUCCUCCUUAAUCCUGCUUCGCACUUCCAUGACAUUGUUAAGGAAUGCAGGUCAGUCAUUGUGGCUGGAGGAACGAUGCGCCCUGUGAGUGAGUUCCGUAACCAGCUCUUCCUCUCAGCUGGAGCUACUCCUGAGAGAAUCCAUGAAUUUUCUUGUGGUCACGUUGUCCCAGGAGAACAAAUCAUGCCCAUAUCUCUCAACGAAGGGCCCACAAAUGUCACCUUAGACUUUACCUAUCAACACAGAAAAGACCCUAAAGUUUUAGAUGAGCUGGGACGUGUUAUUGCUAAUAUCUGCAAUGUUGUACCUGGUGGUCUAGUGUGCUUCCUGCCAUCAUACGAGUAUGAACAGUACAUUUUCAAUCAUUUUACAACAACUGGGGUUAUUAGCAGAUUAUCAGCCAAAAAAAAGAUCUUCCGUGAGCCAAAGAAGUCAAGCCAGCUCGACAGUAUUUUAAAUGAAUAUGCAAAAACAGUACGGUUAUCAGUUACAAACACCACAGGAAUAACAGGCUCACUCCUUUUCAGUGUUGUAGGUGGAAAGAUGAGCGAAGGCAUCAACUUCAGCGACAAUCUGGGCCGAUGUGUUAUCAUGGUUGGCCUUCCUUAUCCCAACACCCAUUCACCUGAACUCAAGGAAAAGAUGCAAUACCUGAACAAGAAUGUGUCUCCAGGGCCUGAUGGAAAGCCAGCAGGUUCUGUCUUCUAUGAAAACCUCUGCUUUAAAGCUGUAAAUCAGUCCAUUGGCCGAGCUAUCCGCCACAGAAAUGAUUAUGCCAGCAUUCUGCUCUUGGACCAUCGGUACAGUCGGCCCUCCUCUGUGCAGGCCUUACCAGAGUGGAUCUCGAAACAUUUGAGAAAGUGUCCUAAGUUCGGUCAGGCGUUUGGUCUAGUCCGCAAGUUCUUUGCAGACAAGAAAACAACAGCCACUUGAGCAUAACAUUUGUAAUAAUUGUAAUAUAUAUUUUUGUAUGAAAUUCCAAUGCAAUAAUGUCACAAUCUAAAGUGACUAAUACAACUUUAUGUAUUUCUUUGCCCUUGUAAAUUCUUGUAUGUAUAUAAAGUAUAAUAAAGCAAAAUUUCAAGGUAUUUAUCAAAAAUAAACUAAUCUUAAUAUCUUA
Penaeus chinensis is the source of this 2977-nucleotide messenger RNA. RefSeq names its product ATP-dependent DNA helicase DDX11-like. The record is from RefSeq and is a predicted model, not a curated record. Gene Ontology annotation, cellular component: nucleus. Bases 28 to 2790 code for a protein of 920 amino acids. NCBI's taxonomy places the organism in Eukaryota, Metazoa, Arthropoda, Malacostraca, Decapoda, Penaeidae. The transcript has 21 exons. Gene Ontology annotation, biological process: nucleobase-containing compound metabolic process; establishment of sister chromatid cohesion. Gene Ontology annotation, molecular function: DNA binding; DNA helicase activity; hydrolase activity, acting on acid anhydrides, in phosphorus-containing anhydrides.